GACGACGGUGACGGCACAACAUUUAGGAACGGUACCGGUGGUUUUCAGUAGUGGUAAAACUACCGCCGAAAACGAACCAUCGUUGUGGAUCGAUCGUCGCGCCCGCGCGAUUCAUGUUAUUCGACUGCGAAGGUACCAUGACGGGCGUCAUUCCGGAAGAAACAAACAGCGCAGUUGAGAAUCUAUACAUGGUGAAGAUAAGUGUAGCCGUUUGUGAAAUACGGAAGCGUAGAUAACGGCAAAGUGAUGCGUGAUCUACCGAAGAGUACCACUCACGUGGUUAAGAAGGCGUCGGACAUCUUUGUCCCUGGUGAGCGGGGUCUGCAUCUGUACGGGACCGAUAAGGGAUUGCUAAGUCCCUCAAAAGUUGUGACCAACCCGAAGAACCGUGGCGGUCAUCUGGUGAGUGAUACGAUCAAGAAGUCUCCGUCGGCGAAGCAAUCGCUUCCGGCGGAACUGGCCUUGGCCGCCAGUCGUCGGGUAGCCAGUUCAAGUUCAGAAGAUGAGAAUGAUCGGGGAUUUCACGUGGAUGACGAAGAAAGUGAUGAAGUGAGCAGUUCGGAAUCAACUGCCAGUGAAGUGGAAGUGGGUUACGAAGAGGAAGAAGAUGGAACGACUUCCGGAAGGCAGGAAGAUCCGGUAGAUGACGAAGAAAGUGUUUCAAAAGCUGGAAACCAGAAUGGCGGCGAUGAGAUGGAAAGGAGUCUGGUGAUCGAAGGGGAUGACGAUAUACCCAGAGCAAGCAAGCAACGUGUCGGUAAACAAAAAGAUGAAUCUACAUGCCGUGAUGAGGACUUCACCUGGGUCAACAACCGUGGAGAAGCUCCAAAAGCUACGAUCGAUUCUGACCGUAGAUCCACUUCUCAUACCACCGUUGGAGGCCGAUCAACCCGUAGUCAUACCCAAAUUGCCGAUCCAAACCUGCCCCGGAGUCCUCUAAGUCCUAUAUUGAGUCCAUCGGGAGCUCUUGGAUGCGGUAAACCUCCUCGUCCAUUGACGGGAAGUCUUGACCGAAGACGUCACCUCGGAGCAAGUCGUCAUGAACGAGACUCCAAAAGCCGAAGUACUCACUCACUCAAGGACAAAUCUUCGUCGUCCGAACUCCAACAUCAUGACUCCCACUCAAGCAAUCUUAGCUUGAACUCCAAAGGUAAACCCUCGAGUAAGCGAUCUACAUGUGGCAAAGGAUCGAAUGAUCAGUUUUGGAAUUUUCAAGAACAUCAACACGACUCGGGCAACUACAACAACUACAACAGCAGUGGAAGCAGUCACCACAACAACAACAAUGGCCACCGACAGAGUCCAGGGAUAUGGGAACCUCCACCACCGCCCCCCGUAUCCCAUUGGGAUCCACACUACUAUUGGAAUUGGAACAACCACCACCACAGCCGAGAGGAGCUACGGUUGAUCGACUACCACCGGCGACAGCAGGCCGAACUGUAUCGGUAUGGCAGCAACGGAGCGCUGAGCAGCACCCAGGAUCUAUCCUGCUCCAGGGGAUGCUGCAACCGACCGUACUACCAACCUCCACCCCAACCAUGUUGCUCCUGCGAACACAGCCGGGCCAUGUGGGGCAAAGACUGUCAGCGUCAGGACACGGACGAGCGAUUGCGUCGGCUGCAAACGGACAAGGAAGCCCUGGCCCUGCAGGUCAAAGUCCUAACCGAGCAGGUGCAAACGCAGGGCACCAAGAUCACCGACCUGGAGCGUACGGUGAGCGAAAAGAACCAGCUCCUGUCGAACGCGGAUGACCUACUGCAGCGAGUAAGCCAAUUUGCCAAAACCGUUGGCAUCCAGAUUGACAAACAGAAAGAAAUGCUUUCCCGGUCAUCGCUGGAAACGCAAAAACUGGAACUCAUGUCGGCCAUGAGCGAACUGAAGCUGCAGCAGGCCGCCUUGGAACGUGAAAACCUAGAGCUGCGAUCUAGUCUCAUUAAUGGCACCCCACUGACCAAUGGCAGCCUCCUGAACAGCAACACCCUCAACAACAACAGCAUAGCGGCGAGCCUGCUGCGACGAACCGGACGAAUGGUCACGUCCACCCCGGGCAACUCGAUCAACUCGUCUCCCCUGCACCACGGUAGCCACGGGAAUCUCCCGCAGCAGCAGCAACACCAGCAGCUGACGGCCACCUCACCUAGUCCUGUUACACCAAAAACCCCGCCAGCGUCCUACCGGCAACGGGUGGACCUACACUACAGCAGUCUUCCACGGCAAGCCUUCGCCACCACGCUGUCGACGGCCAGCGGAUCAAGUGGGGGCAGCGUCGGUACCGACGCCAACGCCAACCCGAAGCGCAACGUAGCAUUCGCUAAAACGGUGGUCAUCGCCGACGACGACGGCGAACAUCCGCUGCCGUCGCAUCGUCCCGUGGCGCUGCCGAGCAUGUCCGCAUCCAUGAGCGCCCUCACGCUGUCUGCUGCGCUUGCCCAGUCGAAUCUCCGUUCGCUGAAACAGACCUCCGCUUCGGCGCAGAACAUCUUCUGCUCGGGUGCGUCCGGCUCCCCGUCCGACACACAACUGAUCGAUUUCGAGCAGGACCAUUCGGAACGGGCCACUACGGAGCCACCGGCAGGUGCAGCGGACAGUACUGCUGGGCGCGCAUCGGAGUCCGGCCCGAAGCUGGCCGCAGCCAGUAGCCCAACGCUACUGGAUCGAGAGUUUCAUCAACGGUCCAAAUCGCAGCCGCAACCUUUCUCCGUUUCGGCCGACCCGAUCCAGUCGACGACAUUCCGGGGAUUUUCCGUGCCAAAUCUAGCCGAAUCGGAAACCCUGUCGAGUGAUCGCCUGGACGGGCAAGCCAGUCAGCGAAGCUACACCCCGCAACCAUCGCCGUCGCCCUCGAUGAGCCACAAGAACCUGAAAGGCCUGCGGAACAUCUUCGGCAAGAUCAAGCGCAGCAACAGCGGCACCCUGGACGAUGUGGAUCCGGGCGAGUUCAAACGGGGCGGAGUCCGAGCGACGGCCGGGGCCCGGCUCGGAUGGAGUUCGGAGUUCCGACAGCCGGAUAAACCGCUCAAGGAGUGGAAUCUGGACGUGCUGUGCCAAUGGUUUGACCACCUGGGGUUGGGAAUGUACGAGGAGGAGCUGAGGCGAUGGCUGAAGUCGGGCGGGGCACCCGAGUUGGUGAGGGCGUCGCCCGUUGACAUCGAGAAGGAACUGAACCUGAAGAACCCGCUGCAUCGGAAGAAGAUUGUGUUGGCGAUAGCUGAUCUGACGGAAGGGUUGGAAGGGGACGCGUUGCUCAAGAAUGCGGGGAAACUUGAUACGCCUUGGAUAAUUAGAUGGUUGGAGGACUUGGGACUGCCACAGUACAAGGAUAGCUUUAUGGCCGCCCGGAUGGACGGGCGGAUGCUGCACAAACUUACCAUGGAUGAUCUAGUCAGUUUGCAUGUGUCUUCCUGUGUGCAUGUCGCCAGCUUACGGCGAGGUAUUCAGCUGAUGAGGGAGCAAAAGUGGAAUCCGGACUGCCUGAUUCGACGCUCGAUGAGUGAUGAGAACAACGGCACCAAAGAAGACGUCCGAUUAUGGACGUGCUACCGUGUGAUGGAAUGGCUCCGAGCGGUUGACCUAUCGGAAUACUCACCAAACUUGCGAGGCGCAGGGGUUCACGGUGCCCUUAUGAUGUACGAGGUCAAGUUUACUGCUGAAUUGCUAGCCGAACUGCUGAGCAUCCCGCCGAGUAAAACGCUACUACGAAGACAUUUGGCGACGCAUUUCAAAGAGCUGUUGGGAAGGGAUGUUAUUCAAGCCAAACGGGAUGCGGAGAAUACGCUGGGCUUCCAACCUCUGACUCUGGCUGCCAAGAUUAAGACGCCAAAGAAGUCGCAGUUCUCUCUGAAGCGCAAAAAGAGCUCCAAGGGAGGUGACGAAUGGAGCGACUACGUCUGCCCCAUGGGUGACUCAGGUCAGGAACAUCUGCCCAAUUCGCAACAACCGCCAUCAUCAUCGCAUCAAUCACUAUCCACUGCAUCCUCUUCCUCUUCCUCGGUCGGAGUGGCAACCGCCGCCACCGCCAGUGUUGCCACUGGCAAUAAUGUCACUACCAGUACUAGUACCAAUACUACCAGUGCCACCAGCAACUACCAGCAACAGCAGCACCAUCAGCAUAAUAGCUACAACUCACACCAAGCUUCUUCUCCUUACCACCACCACAACCACCGUGCUAAUACUAAUCUUGUUACUAGCAAUGCAAGCGUCGCUGAGCGUCACGAUAAACCAUUUAAUCAAGCUUGCGAUGACGAAGACUCCCUACAACACCAACCCGGACAGUACCAUCAGCAGCACCAGCAGCAGCACAGCAACCACGACCUCCGGAGUCGGGUCCGAAGUUGCUUCACAUCAGCAACAGCUGAGUAACGCAUCGUCCAGCAAUGGAGGCAGCAGCAGCAAUGGUAACAACAACGUCACCAACAACAACACGAUCGGUUCGGACUCGCCCACCUCGACGCGCAGCUCGACCACGUCCACCUCCUAGCAGCGGUUGAUCUUGGCCGGCUGCUCCAUGUCGUCGACCGCCUCGUCCUCGCCGAUACCGAGCAGCGUGCUGUCGAGCAAGAAUAACUACAACCUUAUUGCAUCCUUCUCACCGGUGAAGGAUGUUUAUAGCAAAUCGGUUUCGACCAGUUCCAACUAUUCUUCCUCGUCGUCGCUGGUGUCCACGGCGAGUUCGGCCCGACCCCAGUCCCAGCAGUCCCAUCAACAGCCGGGGCAGACGCAGUCCCAGCAACAACAGCAGCAGCUGCAGGGGGACUCGAGCGCAGGAGUUCCAGUUCAGCGAUCGGCGUCGUUCAACGCGGCCUGCACGGUUCCGUUGAGCAUAAGUAAGACUACGCAAGUGAAGAAUUCGGCAUCGUUCAGCAAUUGCUCGCUGCUGUCCAAGGUGGCCAAAAAGUCCGGACUGAGCGGGUCGUUGACGGCUACGUCGCUGUUGAAGUUCUCGGGUUCGAGUUCUGCCAACAGUUUACUGCAGUUGAAGCAGCAACAGCAAGCCAACGGGAUCACGAUAUCGAGCAACAUCACCGAGGCACUAGCGAUGGCCGGUCAGAAUCCCAAUCCCUGCCUGUCGACGAGCUCAUCUGGACAACAGCUUAGGAAUUCGCCGUCGGCUUCGUCUUCUACGUCGCUGGCUUCUUCGACGACCUCCACCGUGACUGCGGCUGCUGCAGCCGUCGCUGCCUCUGUCGGAGGCGGAUCUUCUCCGAGUUCCUCUGCCGCUGCUGCGCUGUCGCUGUCCCAGUUCACUAAGAAUAACGUUGUUGAUUAUUACGUCUAGUAUUAAGCAAACCUGUAGCCAUUAAGACGUUGGGAUGAAAUAUAUGUAUGAUUCAGUUUCUUUUAGAUAGUCGCUAUUGAGCGAGUUUUAUGUUUCUAAAAAAAUGAAAUCCACGACCUUGUUCAGUGGUGCACACAAUCAUCCAGAAUAUCUCCAAAUUUUUCCUUUCACCCUUUUCUUACGAAAUUUUGUGUACCACUGAAGAAAAAAAAACGGAAUACACCGAACGAAAACCGAUGGGAACAAUCUUGAGAGUCCCACUUGAACCGACCAGUUAUUUAAGCUAACACAACUAAGUGGACUACUAUUAACUAUUCUAAUGUGUACCUACUAGAACAGGAACGAAGUGUAAAUCGCAGCCCACAAUGAGAGGGGAUCAUUAACGUUAUUCGAGUACCAGACUUACAGACAUACAUAUGACAAUUUGAUGAUGAUGAUGAUGAUGAUGAGAGAAAUACCUUUUUUUACUGAUCGACCUUAACCAAUAAAUCAAGAAUUCUACCUAAAAGGAACCAGCGAACUAGGCUGGUGGACCGUUACCGAAGUAUUGUUCAUAAAAGUCAAACUUUCUAAUUCCGAAGUAAUUAAUCUCCCAUCAAAUUCAACUGAUCGAAUCCUUACAAACACAUUCGAAGCCAAAGACAAUAAAUUCACACAAAUAUGUGCGAGCUGAAGAUGAUCCGAUUUCUUCUCUUGAGUUAAACUUUCCCACAAACCAACAUACUUCUCGGAACUACUAUCAACACCUUUGAGUGGCCUUGUCUUGACUUCUCUGACCUUUUGUAAGUAGAUUUUUAUCUCCCCCAUGCUGCCUCAUUUUCUCUCUCUUUCGAAGGAUCAGUUUCACAACUUGGCUUUAAUAGGCAGAAGAAAAAAUAAAGUGUACUAAGCGAAAAUCUUAGCUUUAGAAAAUUACCCACAUAAGAUGAUAUUGUUGACAACUAACCAAAAGUCGUCCUACAGAGCCCCCACGCGUUUGGACGCCCCGAAUACACAGGUAGAAACGCACAGAUUUAAGCGUUCGUUGAUUGAUGACUGUUGAGUUGAUUCUCGAACGGUGCGUGCAUUUUGCUUUAACCAAAUCCAAAUGAAGUUACAAAUUUCCCUCGAAUGGACCCAGUUGAAAGAGUUUGAACCCGAAAUAAAUAGUACAUAAACAAUAACUAAAAUGAUAAACGUAAUUGAUACCAGCAGCAGUACCGCAUUUGAAGACUUUAUACAAAUCGAAAUAACCUACACAUAACUCUAAAGGGAUUAUUGAAUUAUUACAAUCGACUUAUCGAGUUAAGGAUUUACAAACACACACAUACAUUUCGGACGAAAAAAAAGAAUAGAGCAAUUCUAUCCGGGGGCGACUAUCUACACUGUAGAUUCUAUAGUGGCAUAUACAAUUUACGGAGAUGUGGCACGUGUCGCCAAGUUUGUUAGCAGUUGAUUCAAGUUGAAAUAGAUAAUAAGAUUAUUGAUGAUAACGAGAAGCAGGAGAAACCUAUUGUAAAUCAGUGAUUGAGAUAAAUAAAAUUGAUGCGAAGAA
Aedes albopictus (Asian tiger mosquito) is the source of this 6809-nucleotide messenger RNA. It is a transcript of the gene Liprin-beta, whose product is annotated as liprin-beta-1. Gene Ontology annotation, biological process: neuromuscular junction development. Gene Ontology annotation, cellular component: presynaptic active zone. Bases 247 to 4359 code for a protein of 1370 amino acids. NCBI's taxonomy places the organism in Eukaryota, Metazoa, Arthropoda, Insecta, Diptera, Culicidae. The transcript is spliced from 12 exons. The record is from RefSeq and is a predicted model, not a curated record. Gene Ontology annotation, molecular function: protein binding.